This is a messenger RNA of Xenopus laevis (African clawed frog), 1888 nucleotides long. It is a transcript of the gene cap2.S, whose product is annotated as cyclase associated actin cytoskeleton regulatory protein 2 S homeolog. The record is from RefSeq and is a predicted model, not a curated record. Gene Ontology annotation, molecular function: adenylate cyclase binding; actin binding. Bases 230 to 1678 code for a protein of 482 amino acids. Gene Ontology annotation, cellular component: plasma membrane; cytoplasm. The transcript has 13 exons. Gene Ontology annotation, biological process: cell morphogenesis; cytoskeleton organization; actin filament organization. Lineage: Eukaryota; Metazoa; Chordata; Amphibia; Anura; Pipidae.
CCCCUUCUGCCAUCUCCCUCUGUCUCCUUCCCUCCAAGAGACUUCUCUUUAUUAGGAGAUCCGGGAAGCGCAGACUCGUCUCCUGCAUUACUGACACACUGCGCACAGGCGUCUGAGCAUCAGCCCCUCAUUUCUGCCCAAUUUCUCUGCAUCUUUACCUCACACAUCUGCUUCAUUUUGAUACUGGAUCCGCGCCCCCAACAGCAUCAGCAGGCGGCAGGUAUUCAAAAUGGCAGAAGUGGAGGGAUUAAUGGACAGGCUGGAGAAAGCUGUAAUUCGACUUGAAUCUGUGCUUUCAAGUUCUUUUUCUUCCAACUCAGCAGACAAAAAUAUUCUUAAUGGCAUAAAUGGAGGUGUCGCCCCAUUUGUCGAAGCUUUUGAUGCGCUGAUGGCAGGGGCCUUGGAGGAAUAUCUCAAGAAUAGUAAAGUUCUUGGUGGUGAUGUAGAGGCACAUGCUGGAAUGGUGGAAACCGCCUUCAAAGCAGAAAGAGCAUUUUUGGUAUUUGCUUCGCAACACCAGCAGCCCCCUCAGGCAGAGGAGUCCUUCAUCCUAAAGCCAAUUUCUGAAAAAAUCCUUGAAAUACAGUCAUUUAGAGAAAAAAAUCGUGGAAGUCAAAUGUUCAACCACCUUUCUGCCAUCAGCGAAAGUGUACCAGCGCUUGGUUGGAUUGCCAUGUCCCCAAAACCAGGUCCCUAUGUCAAAGAGAUGACUGAUGCUGCUACCUUUUAUACUAACAGGGUACUUAAAGAUUACAAAAGCACUGACUCACACCAUGUGGAUUGGGUCAAAUCAUACUUGAAUAUUUGGAGCGAGCUGCAGGUGUACAUUAAGGAAUAUCACACUACAGGAGUUUCAUGGGGAAAGGCUAUAAUCUCAAUCCCACCAACUGCCAAAGGAGCCGCUCUACUGCAAAAAUCAUCUGAGUCAAGUGGUCCACCCCCUCCUCCUCCCCCUCCUCCACCUCCAUGUCCUCCUCCAAUGGCUGAUUAUCAGGCUUCUAAAGCCAAAGAUGAUGUUUCUCAAGAUCGCUCUGCAUUGUUUGCUCAGCUAAAUCAGGGAGAAGCAAUUACAAAAGGGCUCCGACAUGUUUCAGAUGAACAGAAGACUCAUAAAAAUACUAAAUUGCGGAGCCAAGGUGGACCAAGUAGAUCCCCUACAAAAAGUCACACCCCAAGCCCAACUACACCUCCUGCACAUCAGUCUUAUCCUCCAUUGUUGGAACUGGAAGGAAAGAAAUGGAGAGUGGAAUACCAGGAGGGAGUACAAGGCCUUGUCAUUUCUGAAACUGAACUCAAGCAAGUGGUUUAUAUUUAUAAAUGCAAGAAAACAACCGUACAAAUUAAAGGCAAAAUAAAUUCAAUCAUAAUAGACAACUGCACUAAGCUUGGACUUGUGUUUGAUGAUGUUGUGGGCAUUGUAGAAGUAAUUAAUUCCAAAGAUAUUGAGAUACAGGUUUUAGGAAAAGUGCCAACCAUUUCAAUUAACAAGACAGAUGGAUGCCAUGUAUAUCUGAGUGAGAAUUCAAUAGACUGUGAGAUUGUGAGUGCCAAAUCAUCAGAAAUGAACAUCCUUGUUCCGCACGAUGGAGAUUAUAAAGAAUUUCCUGUUCCUGAACAGUUCAAGACAUCAUGGAAUGGUUCCAAGUUGGUCACUGAGCCUGCAGAAAUGAUGGGCUAGUCUGGCGCUGUAUGUUUUUCUAGGAGCACCAGCCUGACAGAGAGUGUUUCAUUUCAUCAUAGUUGGCAAUGCCUGCAUUACACUUGCAGAGCACUGCUUGUACCUUCAACAUGAAGAAUGGUUCAUAGUAUGGACUGAAUUCAUAUUGCUUUUGUGGGCAUUUAGUAAUUACACACAGAAUAAUUUCUAAUAAAUGUAACAUUUACUGUG